Molecule: messenger RNA, 969 nt
Organism: Sycon ciliatum
Lineage: Eukaryota; Metazoa; Porifera; Calcarea; Leucosolenida; Sycettidae
Exons: 3
Source: RefSeq, a predicted model, not a curated record
AGUAGUAGUAGUAGUAGUAGUAGUAGUAGUAGUAGUAGUAGUAGUAGUAGUAGUAGUAGUAGUAGUAGUAGUAGUAGUAGUAGUAGUAGUAGUAGUAGUAGUAGUAGUAGUAGUAGUAGUAGUAGUAGUAGUAGUAGUAGUAGUAGUAGUAGUAGUAGUAGUAGUAGUAGUAGUAGUAGUAGUAGUAGUAGUAGUAGUAGUAGUAGUAGUAGUAGUAGUAGUAGUAGUAGUAGUAGUAGUAGUAGUAGUAGUAGUAGUAGUGUAGUAGUUAGUAGUAGUAGUAGUAGUAGUAGUAGUAGUAGUAGUAGUAGUAGUAGUAGUAGUAGUAGUAGUAGUAGUAGUAGUAGUAGUAGUAGUAGUAGUAGUAGUAGUAUUAGUAGUAGUAGUAGUAGUAGUAGUAGUAGUAGUAGUAGUAGUAGUAGUAGUAGUAGUAGUAGUAGUAGUAGUAGUAGUAGUAGUAGUAGUAGUAGUAGUAGUAGUAUAUAUAGUAGUAGUAGUAGUAGUAGUAGUAGUAGUAGUAGUAGUAGUAGUAGUAGUAGUAGUAGUAGUAGUAGUAGUAGUAGUAGUAGUAGUAGUAGUAGUAGUAGUAGUAGUAGUAGUAGUAGUAGUAGUAGUAGUAGUAGUAGUAGUAGUAGUAGUAGUAGUAGUAGUAGUAGUAGUAGUAGUAGUAGUAGUAGUAGUAGUAGUAGUAGUAGUAGUAGUAGUAGUAGUAGUAGUAGUAGUAGUAGUAGUAGUAGUAGUAGUAGUAGUAGUAGUAGUAGUAGUAGUAGUAGUAGUAGUAGUAGUAGUAGUAGUAGUAGUAGUAGUAGUAGUAGUAGUAGUAGUAGUAGUAGUAGUAGUAGUAGUAGUAGUAGUAGUAGUAGUAGUAGUAGUAGUAGUAGUAGUAGUAGUAGUAGUAGUAGUAGUAGUAGUAGUAGUAGUAGUAGUAGUAGUAGUAGUAGUAGUAGUAGUAGUAGUAGUAGUAGUAGU